Messenger RNA from Amoebophrya sp. A25, 799 nucleotides. Lineage: Eukaryota; Dinophyceae; Syndiniales; Amoebophryaceae. The record is from the annotation of a GenBank genome assembly.
CAGCACUUCACGUGGGGUGAAAAGAGAAGGGUGGUCCAAGUUGCGAAACCUCUCAUGGAAGGUAUCUGAAUAUAUAAUCGAUGAAGUUUGUAGUCGUAGCUGCCUACGACAUGCCUGUUGUUCCGCAGACUGAUCAUAGUAGCAGUACUGUGUGUUCGCUCUCGCUCUUAUUACAAACAACUCUUCGAGGUUGAGGCCUCAUCUUUUAAUAGUACUAGAUGAAGUUUUCUACGUUGUCAGUAUGCAGCUGUGCCUGCACGCUCGCAGUUUGUCUUUCAUUUUGCAAUAUCUUCCUUGAUAUCUACCUCCUACGCACAUUUUUCAGGCGACAUUCCUGCUGGCCGUCCUUACGAGAUGAGCAAGGAGUCGAUGUACAAGGACACUGACAACUCCGGAUAUGGCUCGCCAAGAUCGCGGUCGCCGUCCGUCGCAUCGACUAGUCGCAGAGCACAGCAAAACACGAGGUUUAAGAGCCAUGACCCGUUCGAGGGACGCAAUGCGCGCGAUGAUUUCCAAGUGCAGAUGUUCGCAGGUCCUGGUAGUCAGUUUGGGCCCGGUCUUUUUGCGGGAUUAGGAGUUUACAGCUCGCCAAAGCGGAAAGAGAUCGUACAGCGCGAACUGCAGAUGGCGUUAGCACAGCAGAUGCAAGAGAAGCAGUUUCGCAAACAGAUAGAGCAACAGCGAGAGAGACAGGAGCAGGAGGCCUUGGACCGAAGAAUAGCACUCGAGCGGGAGGACAUCGUGCGAAAAUACGAGGAAGAGCAGGAGGGGAAGCGGGAUACUGGAGGUCGUGGCGAAG